AUGGCGUUACCAACACACGCUUCCAAACGCUCUAUAAAAAGUUUGAAUGAAUCUUUAAAUAAAACGCCCAUGAAAAACAAAGGAUCUAAAAUACCAAAGAUGAGUGACUCGCCGAUGGCAAGGGGUGAAAAAGAAGAACAUAAAGCAAUAAAUCUUGAAGAUAUUCACAGUUUGAUUGUCACGAUGAACCAAAAGCUAAAUAAACUCGACACGAUUGAGGCACAAAUCUGCGAGAUGAAAAAAGAACUAAACGAAGUGAAGCACUCGGUAGAUUACGCACACGAAGAAAUAAAUGAUCUGAAAACAGAAAGUGAAAGGAAGGUCAAGGUCCAGAAAGAAACGUCCGAUCGCAUCGACAAAUUAGAAGCCGAAAAUAUAAAGCUACACAAUGCCGUCAUUGAUCUCCAAGCGAGAUUAAUGCGAGAUAAUCUGAUAUUUUAUAAUAUCCAAGAGAGAGAGCACGAAAAUACAACAAAGAUAAUUCAUGAUCUUCUUGAAGAGAAAAUCGGUAUGGUAAAUGCGAAAGAAACGGUCAAAAUAGACAGAUCACAUC
Molecule: messenger RNA, 553 nt
Organism: Paramuricea clavata
Lineage: Eukaryota; Metazoa; Cnidaria; Anthozoa; Malacalcyonacea; Plexauridae
Source: the annotation of a GenBank genome assembly